UUAUACGAACAGGUGUUAGACAGUGACCACCGUAUUGGGACCUAUGAGUUGUCAACACUGAUAAAAUUUAUACGGGAACAUCUUGGUAUAAAUUGGUUUCCCGAGGACAUUCCAGUGGAAGUGGUUGAACCUGUCAUCCACUAUGGGUACCGGAACCGAUAAUGCGUCUGAAGUCCUCAGAUGGACCCAUAUCCAUCCAUAACGUCAACGAUGUACUCAACUCACCGAAGAGGAUCAACACCUUGCAUAAUAGCAACAUAACCUCGAACCUAACAACAAAUUCUAACCUCACAUUCGAAAACUCGAACCGCAAUGCUGAAACUACGACUGAUCUGACAACGAACAACAUCCAUAGUUUCCACACCCUGAACAACGUUCACAACGAGGCAGUCAAGGUGCAAUGGUCCAAAUCUGCACGGGAGAAGCAGCUAGAGCUCAGCAACAACGCGAACAAUCAGCAGAGGAAUCAGUACACGAAUAUCAACAACACGCUGGCUGCUUCUCUGAGAAACACCAACCAAGCGAGGAGGGGCAAAACUACUUCUGUCUACUCGGAGUCUUCGCCAGAUGAUAGCUUUUUCGAUUACGAAGAAGCAAAUCAGAGCGCAUCUUCCGUGGAUACAUCGCCCCAAGAUGAAGAAAGAGAUUUCGACAUCUCCGACUCUGAAUCAAUCUCAGACGAGAGCAAUCUAAAUAAACAAAGACGUCACAAAACUGUGAUACAGCGAAGGGGUAUUGUAAACCCGAAUUAUCCAGGGUUCCAACACUUCGCCCACGCCCUAGACUAUACCAUCAAGGUUUCCUCCGACACUGAUCUUACUGACGACGACUAUGAGUGUGAGCUGGUUGGUACGGAGAAUAGGCCGCAGUUUAUUGAAAAGAGUGAUGAUAUCAACAACAUCAACAAUAAUAACAUUGAAGAAACGGAAGAAUUUCAAAUAGAUAAGAUUGACAGCGUCAACCGAUUGGACAGCGUUGAAAACAUUCAGAAAGUCUUCUAUGAUAAACCAGUGCUCAAUUUAGACUGUGAAAAUUUAAACCAGAAUUUUUCAGAAAGUAGUUCCAACAACUCGACCCAGGUUAGUGAUGAAGACACCAUUGAAAAAGUACCUUUUCAAAAGUUUGAGGUCCAACUGAACAUAAAAGCGGAGGAAGUAACGUAUAAAUGUGCUGCCUUCAAUGAAAUUAACAUUAAGAACGCAUCCAACGAAGCUCAGCCAAGCAGCCAGGAAUUACCGGAUAUAACCUCAGAAAAUAUCGUUGGAGAUUUCGGAAGGGAAGUUGAAGAUGAAUUCGGUCGUAUAGCCUCAGAAAAUACUAGUUUUUUCGCUAACACUGAUCCAGAAGACAUUCAAUUUGACUUCAAGGUAAGCUUCGAGCCUUCUUGGGAACGUGCAGUUGUUCAAGAGAUCGAAGAAGCUAUUGGAAAGCUCACGGAACUGUUAGACUUCGAACCAACAGCUAACACAUACCAGUACGAACCAAAUACUGAAGAACCAUUCACCAAAUGUCAACCGGUCAACCAGAAUCACACUGAAGAAAGUGAGGUGACAAUCGAUAAUGAACUUAAAGAAGCUUCGAUCUCGGAACAUCUGGAUGAAACUCCUGAUGAGCAACCGGCUGAAUACAUCGAUUUUGAGCCUAAACCACAGGAAUUCAAGCUCGAGGAAAUAAUCGAAGAAACCCUCAACAGGCUAUCAGAUUGCAAAGAGAAUACUCCACCAGUUAUCCUUCAAGACUCUGAAAUCGUACAAGCCACCAUGACGACUGUCGUACAGGAUAACAAAAUUUUGGAGGGCAUCAAAGACAACGCAGAUCUGAAGACCAAGAUGGCACCCACAGCGACUGGAUUGACUGAAAAGAAAGGGAAAAUCAGAGAUUAUGAAAAAAUGGAGGUAGAGUCCGAAAUAAACGAGUUGAAACGUGAUUCUAACAGGCAGUUAGAGGAAAUAGAGUGCCAAAUCAAGAAGAUGAAGUCAGAUACCACCUUAAGUCCAAAGAGUGAAGAAGAAAUGGAGAAGUUCUGCAAGGAGGACAGAACGAAGGAAUUCAAGGAGAAAGAAGUGGACACUGUUGUGAAAAGGAGGGAAAGAAGUGACGGUGUGGUUAGGAGAAGGAAGGAUUAUAACCAGCAGUUCGGUAGUUUGAUUCAGUUUCCAAGGAAGGAAGGUGUUGGCAAACAUGCAGCUAAUAGGAGAUCGGUUCCUGCUGCCAAAGAGAAGAAGAAAACUCAUUCAGAUCAUUUGGGUAGCUUCGAUGUCUAUAAUAUCGAGACUGCCAUGCCUAAAAUUGAUAUGGAGGCUAUUGAGCUGCACCUCAAGGCUGCCCGUGAGGAAGAAAGAAGGAGGAGGACAGAUAGGGAGGAGAUCAGAAGAAGACUUGCUAUGGGACCAGAGGAUGACUAUUAUUCUGAUCGACCAGGGAGAAAGCCUAGUCUCCAAGCACGAUUGCAAAGUGGUAUGAAUCUGCAGAUUUGUUUUAUGAAUGAAGCUUUGUCUGACACAGAAAGUCCUAGCUCUGAUUCAGAAUGUCCUCUAACUAAUCCAAAGCAGCCUAAAGCUCAGAAUAAAAAUGUUAAAGAAGAAAAGACAACAGUACCCCCACAAAGGCCAGCUACUCUUUCUAUUGGGGAGCCAUUACAUCAAGCACAUCAUGAACCUACAUGUGAAAAUGAUUUCUUCACCAAACAAGCUAGAUUACAGACUGAAGCCAGAAUGGCACUUGCUCAAGCCAAAGAAAUGGCCAGGAUGCAGAUGGAGAUCGAAAAACAGAGACAGAAAAAAAGCCCCAUAACUGAAAUGGUAAGGCAUAGCUUGGAAAAAGUAGGCAUUCCAUUUCCAGAGGAUAAAAGGAGAUUAUCUCGACAAAUUCUGACAGAAAUGAAUGUAGCUCAGCUACAGGUUAUCGUGAAUGAUCUGCAUACCCAAAUCGAAACACUCAAUGAGAAUUUGGUUAAAUUCUUGAUGCAUCGGGAUGACUUACACAUGGAACAAGAUUCAAUGCUUGUGGACAUUGAAGAUUUAACCAGAUACUUGAGUGCCAAAGAACAAAUAUUGAAAGAUCAAACUGGACCUGCAUCGAAUAAUAAUGCGACCCCGCCCUCUCCAGCUCCAUCUUCCCCCUUAACUGUUUUAAAUAACAGUGUUAAGCCACAUUUACACAGGAUAGCCAGUUUAGUCAAGAAAUAACUGAAUUCUCAGUGUCACUGUAUCUGUACAUAAAAAUUCUUUUGAGUUAUUGGCUGAUGUGGAAAGUAAGUAAAAUUGUAGGCUCUAUAAUCGUUAUUUAGUCUGAAAAAUCGCAACCCUACAGGUGAUUCGAAUAUUAUACGUAAACUUAUGUGUAAAAUAGGAACCAAAAAUUAUGACUAGUGUGUAGGAUUUCUAUUUUAAUAUGUAUUGUAAUUGUUCCUUAUUUUCUCUUGCCUUGAAAAAAUGCGAAUUAUCCGAGUAUGUCCUGAAAAACCACUUUAAGUUUAUUCCUUGUCUGAUGAAUUGUGUGUUCAGGUUUUCUAUGUGGAUUUUCAGCUACCUACUUCUCAUCAAAAUCUUGAGAAAAAAUUUCCAUGAUUUUAUCCAUAAGAAACAACAGUAUUUAAUAGCUCUCUUUUCGGUAAUGGUUCUUCAAAGAAUUGUUCCUAAAUUUUGAGGAUGAAAGAAUCAAGCAUUUUCUCUUUAAUGGAGUUUAAUGUUGGGCAUGUAAUGUGCGUGUGAUGAUGCGUGAUAUUUUUUUUCAACAUAUCCUUGUAUGUAUAUCAUUUUCUCAUAAUGGGUAGUGAAUAAUUUGUACAUAGUUUUUGAAAAUAAUUGUGAUGCUUGCAAAUGUUUGUGUUCCUUUUCCCUUUUCGAUAUUUAAUGUCUGAUAGAAUAAAGAGUGACAAUAAAUAUGGCCACUUUUCAGAGAAAUUUAUGGAUAAUAGAAAAGAGUAGCCCCUUUGCAACUGGAAUCAUAAUAGCUGGUUUCCAGUUAGGUACUGUAUACUCCGGGGCUUGGAGAGCACUGUCAUCAGUGAAAAUUCUAGGUUAUUUUGGGGCAAGCAGAUUUUUAACCUCUAAGAAAAGCGUUGCCUCCCCCACGUAACCAAUAGAAACCAGCGAUUUUCGUUUAAGAGUGCCCUAUAUGACAAGUUUGACGUUUCGUAACUGUCAGUGCGUCAAGCCCCGGAAAUUCGUUGGUUGCUUCAGAGGAAAACGGCCAGGGAGCGGUCUAAAUUGGCUCCUGGGGGAAAGCCCUUUAUUGCAAAGCUUGCAUUUCAAAAUCAUCCUGCUACCCAUGAAUUUUCUAUCAAAAUUUUGACUUCCUAUCUCUUUUAAAUGGAGACAGAUGUAAUUAACAUUCAAAGACAUUUUUUGAUUAACAUUUUUUUUAAAUUGGAAAUCAAAGUGAAAAAUUUUCAAGGCGUCCAUGUUGUUUCCCAGUAAAUGAUAUUUCGGAGAGAAGUUAUUCAGGAUCUUUUACGAUUUCUUUGAAGUUUGGCCUAUUUUCAAUAUCAAAUAAAUGGAAUAAAAGAUACUCAAAUGGUCUACUUGCCAGAGUUUGCUACUGUUUUUCAACUUCAGACUCAAUAUUGUAUAGAGAACUUCAUGUCUCUAGAACAAAAAUAAAACUCAAUUAAAAGCAUGCAAAAGGAUUAUGAUGAGUUUGUCGCUCAGAUAGCAUCGCCUAGUUUUAGCUAAUAAUCAUAUCUCUAAUUAGUUCUAUACGUUUUCAUCUGUACUUGACAGAUUUUUUGGCUAUUUUGAUUGAUUGGUCGCUUAUCACUUUUAAUAUCUAUCAUCUCUGAUACAGAAUUCUACACUUUCUUGGAAGGAAUUAAAAUAUUACAAAGGUGUACACCAAAGAAAGUUUCUAAUAGAAAUAACUGAUAUUCGAACUGAAAAAAAAUUACAAAUCCUAAUUUACUUUCCAGUGAUGUACAUUUGUUCACUUCAUCAUAUGGUCUACACCAGAAUAUGGAAAAUUGAAUUGUAUAUUUGAUUGAUGAAUCAAAAUAGCUUAAAAUCUGUUGGUUGUAUAUUCCCAAAGGCAUUCACUGGUAGACACCAAUUUGUAUUAUAAUGACUGAAGCUUUUACUGUAAAUAAAACGUAAUUUUAAAAGUGAUGUAUGAACUCUGAAUAUCUUGGCUUAAGAGUUGAUAUGUUAGUGAAAUGUUUGAGAUAUAUACACUAUUUUGGUCUAUUUGAAGAAUUAGAUGACUUUUUGCCAUGUGUAGAAUCUUAGAUUAUAUUCUGAAUCAGCUUAUUUUUGGUAACAUAGAAAUUGAUGGUACUUAAUCGUGAUGUGACAUAUUCUUCUUGAGUUCCCUGUCCAUUGAUGUAAGCCGUUUGAAAAAACUCAAUGCUCAUUUCUUUGAAAUAAUGAAAAAUAUGCUCAAAAGUUUAUAUCAGUGCAGCUGACGAAUACAAAAGUCAUUGAAUAGGAAUAUGCUACAAAAUCCAGCCGAGAAGUUAUCAAAAUAAUAAAAAUAAAAUUUUCUGAAUUCCAUCUUGGAAUGAACUAUCUCGAAUUUUCCUUGAUAUUGUUCAUAAGUCUAAUGAUCUGAUGAAGUUUCCUCAAAUUUUAGUUUUGAAAAAUAUGAUUUUAAAAUUUGAACUUUCUGAAUGUUAGGGAUUCGGAUCGCUUUCUAUUACGUAACCAAUUUUGUUGUAUUUUGUGCCAUAAGGUUCUUGAUUUACACUAACAUAUUCUUUAUAUUAUUUAUUUUGAAGAAGACUGCACUUGUAUCCAAAGAUGUUAUUCCAAAUAUACUAAACUUCCUCGAAAUAAAACAAAUUAGUCCACUAUAAAAUGUAAUUUAUUAAAACAAACAAUUCAUCACCUUAGAUUAUACAGAGCUUGAAUAAAUUAUGAAAUGAA
Messenger RNA from Coccinella septempunctata (seven-spotted ladybird), 5858 nucleotides. It is a transcript of the gene Schip1, whose product is annotated as general transcriptional corepressor trfA. Gene Ontology annotation, cellular component: plasma membrane; cell junction. The coding region runs from base 162 to 3188 and encodes 1008 amino acids. The transcript is spliced from 9 exons. Lineage: Eukaryota; Metazoa; Arthropoda; Insecta; Coleoptera; Coccinellidae. Gene Ontology annotation, biological process: positive regulation of hippo signaling. The record is from RefSeq and is a predicted model, not a curated record.